This is a messenger RNA of Manihot esculenta (cassava), 1787 nucleotides long. RefSeq names its product transcription factor DIVARICATA. Gene Ontology annotation, molecular function: DNA binding. The transcript is spliced from 2 exons. The record is from RefSeq and is a predicted model, not a curated record. NCBI's taxonomy places the organism in Eukaryota, Viridiplantae, Streptophyta, Magnoliopsida, Malpighiales, Euphorbiaceae. Bases 582 to 1448 code for a protein of 288 amino acids.
UAAUUAAGAGUAAACUGUGUUGCUAGUGCAUGCUCCAGUAUCAAGCAGCCACCUCUUAAAAGCUUAAGCAUCCUUUCCUCUUUAGAGUUCAUCAGCCAUAUGCAAAAGCCAAAACACUAGAAUUUGGUUUUACUUCGUCUCUUUUGAUCCUCACUUGCUCAGCUAAGCUCUUCUCUUUUUAAAAGAAACCAAUAAAGAAACUGCUUUUUUUUUCCCUCUUACAAUAUCUUGGCUAUAAAAUAUUUUUGGAUUCAUUUCUUGGAAUUAUUAUCUCUUUUUCAUUUAAUUUUCUUUCUCAAUCUAUUUCUCUACUUCAAAUUUUCAGAUACCCAUCUGGGUUUUUGCUCUUUCAUUCUCAAGUUCUAUUCCUGAGUGCGGAAGAUCAGAUUUCCAUCUCUCUUUUCAAGAUUCUUUUGAGUUUGUAAAAGGUGGGUCUUUAUUAGAUUCUAAAUUUUUUAUGCUGCUUAAACAAAAAAGAAAGAUUCUUGAUUCUUAAUGCCUUUCAGACUACCAUUUCUAUACUUUCCUCUGAAUUCAAUAUGAACUUGUAAGCAAAACAUUGCAUGUAAGUGGUUACAGGCAUGGAAACUCUAUAUCCAUCUUUGUACAUGUCCAACUCGAAUUGGUUUAGCCAAAGCGCAGAGUGGACUACAGAGGAGAACAAGGUAUUUGAAAGGGCUUUGGCAAUAUUUGAUGAGCAUGAGCCUGAUAGAUGGACAAAGGUGGCAGCCAUGAUCCCAGGAAAGACAGUUUACGAUGUGAUCAAGCAAUAUAAGGAACUAGAAGACGAUGUCAGCGACAUAGAGGCAGGCAAGGUGCCUAUUCCUGGUUACCCUAGUUCACCCAUCACAUUGAACUGGGUUGAAGAUCGCAACUUUGAUGCACAUAGAAAGAGACCUUUGGCUAAUAAAAAUGGCGAGCAGGAGAGGAAGAAAGGUGUGCCAUGGACAGAAGAUGAGCACAGGCGGUUUCUUUUGGGACUUCUGAAGCAUGGAAAAGGAGAUUGGAGAAAUAUUUCCAGGAAUUUUGUAGUCUCCAAGACUCCAACUCAAGUGGCAAGCCAUGCACAAAAGUACUUUAUAAGGCAGCAGCUUUCUGGGAUGAAAGACAAGAGAAGACCAAGCAUACAUGACAUCACAACCGUUAAUCUCACUGAUUUUACUCCAUCAGACGGUAGUAGACCUCCUUCACAAGACCCAAAUCAUGCAUUUUUGACCCAAAACGCCAUUGGUAUGCAGAAAAUGUUGAUUGAUUGGGACAAGUCAAAGGAUGGAUCAAUUAUGGUGUUUGAUUCAACUCAUGGCAACUUGCUUGUGUCAUCUCCUUGUGAGCUUGCUUCCAAUGGCUUUAUACUUCAGAAGCAAAAUCUUUAUGCUGGUUUCCAUAUCAACCCACAUACCUUGGUUUUCAAGAGAUCUCAAAUUCCUGGACACAGAGGCUAUCCUUGAGUUCAAAGAAAUCUGAAAUGAUAGUGUUUUUGCUAUAAUUCUGUGUGGUUUUAAUGGGUACUAUGGAAGUCAUUGUUUCUGAACAUGGAAGAGAUUUUGAGAUAUCAAACUAUGAUGUCUUAAACUUCAAUGCCCAGAUGAUGAAAUUGAAAUGUAAGACUGUUGAAUGUGGAAGAAAAAAAAAAAAAACAGUCUAGUGGAGUUCCUGGACAAAGGUGAAAAUUUACCAUGUGUAUUAUAUAUACAUCUGCAUGAAGAACUCCUUUUGCCUAUUUUGAUUUAUUUUUCAGAUUCUGAGACAAGUUUUAUCCUGAUGUGUAAAUUAUGUCAAUAUUUUUC